CAUCAAACCUGAUGCUAAGCAGGCCUCCUGUUGUUGUGGUCCCUCUGGGUUGGCGGCUGCCAUCGUGCACCUCCACAACUUUGCCCGUCUGCGCCUAAGCCCAGCAAUGCCCUUCUGGAGCCAGCCUGCCCUCCUGCCGUGCCCCUCGCCCUCCGUCUCCUCCACCGCUCGCCGCCCCACAUCACCCGCACCAUGAGAGGGGCCCGGCAGCUGGUUGCCUGCGGAGGAGGAGGGCUGCUGCGUGGUGGGUGGAGUGGCUGAGGGAUGGCCUCCUUGGACCUGCCGUACCGCUGUCCGCGCUGCGGGGAACACAAGCGUUUCCGGAGCCUGUCCUCCCUACGUGCCCACCUGGAAUACAACCACACCUAUGAGACCCUCUAUGUCCUCUCCAAAACCAACAGCAUCUGCGAUGCCACCGUCUUCCCCCUGCCGUCAGAUACCACCCUCCUGACACCCGCCACCCGCCGGGACAUCUUCGAGAGCACCUCCUUCCAGGGCAAGGAGCAGCGUUUCACCUGCGACCUCAUCACCACCGACGAGCUGGAGUCCUCGUCCUCCUCGCCCGUGGCCUCUCGCUACGUCCACGAGAUCGAGAUCCCACUCACCGAGAUCUUUACCCGCAAGGCCAUGACCUCGGCCACCACCCCGCCAGCCGCCGCGGCCGCUGCCGUAGCCGCCGUGGAUGCAGCUUAUGAAGAAGGCCUGACCCGCCUCAAGAUCCGGGCCUUUGAGAAACUGGAGGUGGACAAACGCCUGGAGAAACUGACCGAAGAAGUGGAGCAGAAGAUCGCUUCCCAAGUGGGACGGCUCCAGGUGGAACUGGACCGGAAGACCUCAGAGCUGGAGAAGGCCAAGCAGGAGAGCCUCCGGUUGAGCCGGGAGAAGCAGGAGCUGGAGGAUCGGGCCGUGGAGCUGUCUCGGCAGGUGGACGUCAGCGUGGAGAUGCUGGCCUCCCUCAAGCAAGAUCUGGUGCAGAAGGAGCAGGAGCUCACCCGCAAGCAGCAGGAAGUGAUCCAAAUCGACCAGUUCCUGAAGGAGACGGCCGCCCGCGAAGCCAACGCCAAAGUUCGCCUCCAGCAAUUCAUCGAGGAGCUCCUGGACCGUGCCGACCGAGCGGAGAAGCAGCUGCAAAUCAUUAGCAGCAGUUGUGGGACAACCCCCAAUUGCAGCCUUGGCCGAUGCAGCGUGCCGGGCUCCAAGAGCUCCGGAAGACCGAGAGACAGGCAUUCGGUUCCUGGUGCAACCGCCAACAGUUCCUAUGCCAACCAAAGGUCUUCAUCCAGUACUGGGGCCUCCAGCCACGCCAAAGCCGUGUCCCAGAGCUCUGGCUGCUACGACAGCGACAGCCCGGAAUUGUACCAUGGAGAGGAGAACGCAGACUACCAGAGCGGCCAAAGCCGUGGCUCCGACGGUGGCUUCGACCGGUCCAACGCGGUGCGUGGGUCGGGCCUCCGCAGGCAGGCCAUCCAGAACUGGCACCGCCGGCCGUACCGCAACAGCACCGAAGGGGAGGAAGGGGACGUCUCUGACGUCGGCUCCAGGACGACCGAGUCGGAAGCCGAAAUCUGGGAGACGGAGCCCAGGGUGCAGCCGGAGUCCCAGCAGGUGAACUUCUCCAGACCUGGGAACAACUCCCGGCUGCCAGGUCGGUCUGACGGUGGGAAGGCCCUCCGACCCGAUCGAGGCAGCCCUUCUCGUUCAAACGAAGUCAUCAGCCCCGAAAUCCUCAAAAUGCGAGCUGCCCUCUUCUGCAUCUUCACCUACCUGGACACCAAGACCCUCUUGAGAGCCGCAGAGGUCUGCAAGGACUGGAAAUUCGUGGCCCGGCACCCGGCUGUGUGGACUCGGGUGCUUUUGGAAAAUGCCCGGGUAUCUUCGAAGUUCUUAGUCAUGCUGUCGCAAUGGUGCACCCAAACCCACUCCCUCACCCUCCAGAACCUGAAACCUCGGCAAAGAGGGAAGAAGGAGACCAAGGAAGAUUACAUGAAAAGCACACGGGGCUGCCUGGAAGCCGGGCUGGAGUCCUUAUUGAAAGCCACGGGGAGCAACCUCUUGAUUCUCCGGAUUUCGCACUGCCCCAACAUCUUGACGGAUCGCUCCCUCUGGCUGGCCAGCUGCUACUGCCGGGCCCUGCAAGCCGUGACCUACCGGAGUUCCACAGACCCCGUGGGCCACGAAGUCAUCUGGGCUUUGGGAGCCGGUUGCCGGGACAUUAUUUCCUUGCAGGUGGCACCACUGCAUCCUUGUUUCGUACAUGUGUUUCGACUCUACGUGAUAGCCCGCAACUGCAUGCGCCUCCAGGUGUUGGAGCUGGACCACGUGACGGAGGUGAACCAGGAGGUGGCAGCCGAGGUCUGCCGGGAAGGUCUGAAGGGCCUGGAGAUGCUGGUCCUGACGUCCACCCCGGUCACCCCCAAGGCCUUGCUGCAUUUCAACAGCGUUUGCCGGAACCUGAAGUCCAUUGUGGUGCAAGUUGGGAUCGCUGACUACUUUAAGGAACCAAAUAGUGCCGAGGCCAGGAAGAUGUUCGAGGAAAUGGUUAACAAACUUCAGGCCCUCAAGAAGCGGCCAGGCUUUUCAAAGAUUUUACACAUAAAGGUGGAAGCGGGCUGUUAACCUUUGCGAGGAAGAAGCCGAACCGAUCCCGUCUGUCCGCCUGUUACGAAAAGACAACGCCGGCAUUGGGAGGUCUGCCGAUCUCCGUUCUCUCUGAGCCGGCGCUUUUGGGGAGCGACCCGCCAAGAGCACACCUUUUUACGCCGGCCUUCAGGAACGAAAGCGACAGGCUCCUAUUCCUGGCGGAGGGCAGGGUGCGCUGUGUCGAAACGAUGGUGCUACAUUUACACAAUUACAGAACCAACACAAGGGAUUUCUCAAGACUGCCAGGGAAGUGGCCCCCUUCUCCUCUCUCAUUUCUUGUCCUCGCUCUUCUUACGGAGCCAGCUGCAAAACCAUCUCUUUGCAUCAGACAAACCUUCUCUUUGCCGAGCAAUCCUUUACCUUCAGAGUUCCUUUUUCCUUCCAAGAGGUUGAGUAACUUAACAGCUGAUUAACAAGGGAGGAUUUUUGUAUUCCUUUGCUCUUCUCUGCCGAAAUGAUGGAUCGUUCCUCUGCAAGAGAGCCGUGAAACAUCCUUUGAGAACUCCUUUCCACGGUCUCCAGUCUUGACAUUUCUUGGGGACUUGAUGUUUUGACUUUUUUGGGGGUGAAGUAAUCAAAGAAUCUAGCAUUUUUUUUGCAUUUGGUUUCUCUUUCUUUAACAAGCAGAACUCAGCAAAAGCCUCCCCCACCCCCACCCCCAAAUAUGACUGGAUCAUAGAAUCAUAAGAGUUGGAAUAAACACCCAGGGUCAUCCACUCCAAACCCCUUCCAUGCAGGACCACACAGUAUAAGCACUCCCGACAAGUGAUCAUCUGGUCUCAAUUUCAAAACUGUGGAGACUCCAAAACGCUCCAAAGCAACAACAAACUCUACUGUCAAAACAGCAUCCAAAUUCUGUCCUAAUAUUUAGGUGGAACCUUUUUUCCUGCAGUUUGAAUCCAUUACUCCAUUUUGUCCUAGUCUCUGAAGCAGCACAAAACAAGCCUGCCUCCUCCUCCUCAAUACAACAUCCUUUCAAAUAUUUAAAUAUGGCUAUAAUUACCCUAUAAUCAACAUCCACAGCUCCCCAAGCCACUCCUCAUAGUGUUUGACUUCCAGGACAUUUUUGUGAUCUUCUUUGUGCCCCUUCCAUCUUGUCCAUCUCCUUCUUGAAUCGUGGUGCCCAGAACUGGACACAGGGUUAUUAUUCCAGGUGCCAAAGGAGAAUAGGGAGGGACGAUGACUUCCCUUGAUCUAGACACUAUACCCCUAUUGAUUCAGUCUAUUGAUGUUAAAACCAGCCAGAAUAAAAUCCCCAAAAUAUUAUGGGUUUGUGUCUGAUCUUGGCACCUUGGAGGUCGCUCCCGAAGUCAAAUGUGGUCCCAUCUCCAAAGCCUCUCAGAUCAAGGCAUUUUGUCAACAAUUCACUGAGACAGAGAGCCAUCUUUCAGUCUUUUGGAAGUGCUGCCAUGGAGAUGAACAGCCCACAGAAGAUCUCCUAUCCUGGAUGCUCAUCAUCGCCUUCGCCAAGAGUUAGAAAUUCUGGCUCUCACUGUCUCUGCAAGUGUCCUCCAGACAAACUACUGCCUUCAAAUAUCAACUGGUUGUGCACACUUUCUAGUUUCCACCAAGCUUUGCGCAAUGGCCAAACAAGAAGCCAUUCCUCUGCAAUUAGAUGUUAAAAUAUCUUAGGUUUCUUUUGGAUUUCCGAAGAAAAUGGAGCUUUGGAACGUAUGGAUAGAACUCAAAUCAGAAAAGCCAUGCAGCGAUGCACAGCUCCUGAAAGAUUGCCAUCCAACUUCUGUUUGCAGACCUCCAAAGUUGGAGAGUCCACCACCUUCCAAGGCAAUUUAUCCCAUGGUUGAAUUGUUGUUCCCACCAAGAAGGUCUUCCUAACAUAUAGGUGGAUUCUCUCCUCUCAUAAUUUGAAUGCACUGGUUCAUGUCCUAGUCUCUGGAGCAGCAGAAAAGAAGACUGUUCCAUCUUCUUCAUAACUUCCAGAUAUUUAAAGAUGGCUCUCACAUGUCAGGGAUUGUGUUGCCAUGGGAGAAGAUCCGAAGUGAUGAUCCUCCAGUUCAUAAGAGCUGUUUGUGGAUACAAAGCUGGCAAUCUCCUGUCUGAGGCUUUGGCCAAAAUCAGGGCAUGAUCUUUGAGUUACCCAAAACAUCAAGGGAGAAAGAGAAGCAUUUUGCAAUCUUUGGCCAAGACGUGUUUCCACAUGCAUUUUAUCAGUUGGAAGUCAACAAGCCCAGCCUUUUCUAUCCAUACAUUUCAAUUGUGGAGAGAGAUAUGAACCCUAUCACUUGACUUUCUGCCCAUUGUGCAGAUGGUAGAGGCCCUCUCAAAGCCACUUCUUAGCAAUUCAUAGAGCGCUGGUAGGGUCAUUUAGUCCAAUCCCCUUUUAAAGUAACAAUUAGGUUUCCCAAUUUCCUUGCUCCAAAGAGAGGAUAGGGAAAGCAAUGGGGACAAGAAGUGGUGGUCCUCCCAAAGAAAACCAAGCAUCCUCUCAGACCUUAUUUGGUACAAAGAAGAACCAUGAAAACCCAACAGUUUGGUGACAAGGAUAAAUUAUGCAAAGUAAACAUAGUAUCUGUACAAAAUCUGGGGAUGUUGGCAAUAUGUUUCCACUAACUUGCUAGGGACACAAAACAAGCAACGUGAGAAACCGUUAGGAUAAUCGUCCUUCUAAAGGCCAACCAUAAUGCCCAUAUUUGGCUGGAAUAUAGAGAAGCAAGCCGGCAGAGAGAUCAAUCAGACAUUUAUGCAAUAUAUAUAGGACUACAUCCAAAUAUUAUUCUCAACCAGAGUAUAUCAGUGCUUAGACCAGAGGGCAUUCACAUACCAAAUGAAUAAAUACAACAUCAAAGUGCAACAUUAUAAAAGUACUCAAAACUAAAGCAGACCCAUCAAAUCAAUGGGGCUUAUGUAAGUGUAGCAUUGCCAGAUUCCCAUAGAAUCAUAGAAUCCAAGAGUUGGAAGAGACCUCAUGGGCCAUCAUCCAGUCCAACCCCAUUUUGCCAAGAAGCAGGAAUAUUGCAUUCAAAUCACCCCUGGCAGAUGGCCAUCCAGCCUCUGUUUAAAAGCUUCCAAAGAAGGAGCCUCCACCACACUCCGGGGCAGAGAGUUCCACUGCUGAACGGCUCUCACAGGAAGUUCUUCCUCAUGUUCAGAUGGAAUCUCCUUUCUUGUAGUUUGA
This is a messenger RNA of Anolis sagrei ordinatus, 5776 nucleotides long. The record is from RefSeq and is a predicted model, not a curated record. Lineage: Eukaryota; Metazoa; Chordata; Lepidosauria; Squamata; Anolidae.